AUGAGAUUUUCUGGGUAUUAAAGGAUAACUGGACCAAGGAAUCCAGAAUUAUAUUGGACAUUGCCCUGGUCAUUUUUCUCGAUGCUCAUCCCCCCCAUCCUCCCUUCUCCCCCAGAUGUAGGCCCUACAGGGCUUCUGUUCUCCCUCAACACUAGGUAAAUAAACUGUAGUGUAUCUUUUUUUUUUUUUUUUAAAAAAGAUGUAUUUAUUUAUUUAAAAGGCAGAGUUACAGAGAGGAAGAGUUAGAGGGGGAGAGAGAGCUCUUCCAUACAUUGGUUCAUUCCCCAGUGGCGGCAACAGCCAGAGCUGGGCCAAUCUGAAGCCAGGAGCCAAGAAUUUCUUCCAGGUCUCCCACGCGGGUGCAGGGUCCCAAGGAUUUGGCAUUCCCAGGCCAUAGCAGAAAGCUGGAUUGGAAGUUGAGCAGCCAGGACUUGAACCAGCGCCCAUAUGGGAUCCCGGCACUGCAGGCCGGGGCUUUAACCCUCUGUGCCACACCACCAGCCCCCUGUAGUGUAUCUUGAGGCAAGACCAGAGGGUUCCAGUAUGAUUAUCUUGAAGGCAAGGGACUGACAAAAGAGAAAUGCGUGGAAAGACUGCAAACUAAAAGAAGGAGAGGAGAGAGAGAAAGGGAAUGGGAGAGAGACAGCCACCUAAAACCAUAACCUUUCAUGACUUAGCUGUGGGAGUCACAGAGCAGCACUUCCACCAUUUUUUAUUGGUUGGAGAUGUCCGUGUCCCUGCCUAGAGGAAAAAGUAGGGAACAUAGACCUCAUUCUCUCUCUCUCUCUCUCUCUCUCUCUCUCAAGAUUUAUUUCUUUAUUUGAAAGGUAGAGACGUAGAGAGAGAGAGAGAGAGAGAAAGAGAGAGAAAAUCUUCCAUGUGCUGGUUCACUCCCCAGCACAUAGCAGCAACAGCUGGGAAUGGGCCAGGCUGUAGCUGAGAGCCAGGAGCUUCCAAUAUGGUGCAGGGCCCCAAACACUUGGGCCUCCUCUGCUGCCCUCCCCAAGCUCAUCAGCAGGGAGAUGGUUGGAAAUGGAGCAGCCAGGACUUGAAUCAUUGCCUGUAAGGGAUGCCGGCACUGCAGGUGGAAGGUUAAUACUCUACGCCACAGUGCCCCAACCUCAUCUCUUGAUGGGAGGAAUGCCAGUCCUAUUACACUAAGAACAUGUAGAAUACAAAGUGUGGGACUCAUAUGAGUGGCUGUGUGUGUGUGUGUGUGCUGGUAUGGACAUCUUUGGGAAAAAAAACAAUCUGCCACACAUACACACAUUGUGUGGUUGUUAUAAACAUGAUAUUACAUUGGAAAACAUCUAGCAUAAUGCCAGGGACUUGUAGUUGCUCCAUAUGCAUUAAUUCUCUUUCUUCUUGAUUUUUUCCUUUUAUAUAAGAAGAAUAUAACACGUUUUUAUUUUAAGGGGCACAAGAUGGAUGAGAAAUAAAAACAGUGCUACUUUUCUUGAAUGUUUUGCUAUACUAAGUUGUCAGGUCAGUAAAUACUCAUUUUACAAACGAGGAAAUCAUGACUCAAAGCUGUUUAGUAAUUUUAGUCUUAAACUAGUUUUGUAGGAUGAUUUUUUUGUUCUCCAGUUCUGUUUUAAAUACUUUUAAACAAGUGUAACAUAAAGGUACAGCUCAAUGAGUUUUUGAGACUGAACACAUCUGUACAACCAGAACUCUUAUCAGACCCAAAACAUUGCUGGGAUCCUUGAAGCAGUCUUCAUGUCUCUUCUUUUCUUUACUCUUGAUUUCUUGGCCACGAGUAAAGGCUAUCUGAUGUAUAACACUAUAGGUUAGUUUCCUUGAUUUUGUAUUUUAUUUAAAUAGAAACAAAACUGUGUACUUUUUUGUACUUGGUUUCUUUUGCCUCAUAAUAGGUUUAUGACAUAUAUGUCUAUAUAGCAUGGCUAUAUAGAGUUUUAUAUUGUUAAUAUCUUACCAUUUAUUACCCGAUUGUUAGACAUGUGGAUUAUUUUCAGUUUUUGGCUAUUAUGUACAAUGAGGCUAUGAACAUAUGUGGCAUGUGUUUAAAUAAACAUGUAUACUUAUUUUAUUGGAUAUACACUUAGUAGUGCAUUGCUGGUUCAGAAUGUAUGAAUAUGCCCAAGUUUAUUAAGUACUACUAAACAAUUUAAUCUAUCCAUCUAAAUGUAUCCAACAGUGUAUUGCACUAAUGUCUAUUCCUGGUACCAGUCUCAUCUUUUACCUUUAUUUUUCCUUUUUAUCUAUUUUAAGCAGGUGACUAGGGUAUUUCUUUGCUUUAGGAUUUUUGGGUAGGUAUAAAUCAGAAGCAGCUUGCAUUCAAUACUCUUCCCAAUUCUGAAGCCAAGAUCUAUUGAAGAGACAGCAUUGCCUGUUCAGCAGUGUAAAUUCAGUAUUUUGAGGGCAAGGAGGGAGAAGUACAGACUGUGUCAAUAAGGAGAUAGAAAUCAGAGAGUCUAGGAGACUUCUGGGGUCAGAGGACCUGAAUAGCUGCCUAUGCUCUUUUUAGUAGGGCAACCAUAUAAUUUGUUAUCCAAAUCUGACACUUUUGAGAGUGAAAUGAGGUGUGCUAUUAGUAAUUAUUCAUGGAUAAUUGGUGUAAAUUAGGACUGUCCUAGGAAAAAUUGGGAUUAUUUUAGGCAGCUGCAGUGGAAAUUUAUAAGUGAAGUGCUUUUAUGAUUUGAAUUCUUGUAAGAGUAUAUUCAUAGAACAGAUCAUAUAAAGAAUAACUUUGUCAUCUGAAUAAUGAUAGGAUUAAACCCUCAGGUACAUCUGUUGCUGUACCUUAAGACUGCACAUCUAUAGAGUAACUCCAUGCAGGGUAUGUGUGUGUGUGUGUGUGUGUACUUCCUGGCAUGGGUGUUGUGAUAUUUUGAUCUCCUCAUAUAUAGUAAAGGCCUGUCUGUGUCCUUUAGUAGAACUGAGAGUAGGUGGUGUCUGUGGAGGUGGUGGUGUGGUGUCUCUACCAUUCUGAGCAGCUCAUGGUCCUAAAAGUAUUUUGUUUGAGGUGCUCUCUGUAGCUCCUACAACCUGGAUUUUUUUUUUUAAAUAUGGUUCUACUCUCAAAGCUCCCUUUGAAAAAUUGGAAAUGGUAGCAAAAAUGUGACCAUUCUGUCUUGAAGUCAAUUAUAGGCUCUAAGAGUUAGUGAAAGAAGAAGAUGAGCCUAUAAACUCAGGACAGAAUGACAUGAAAACCCUGGAUUAAAGGGGAACUUAGAGUAUAACCUUGACUCCUAAUAAAUGAUAUAAGCAUCUGAUUCAGGCUACAAACAACAGCACAGUUUCUCCCCUCUAGAGACUGAUCCCAGAGGCAUUCCCAGGGGAAACUUUCUAAGCAGGUCCCUGAGAUCAUCAAGUGGCUUAAAGUUCCCCCUUGUCAAGCUUGUGAAGUUCUGGUGAGAAUGAGGGUUGCUAGGUUUUUUUUUUUUUUUUCCUCACACAGUUGUUGAAGACCACCUGGGAAAAUUCACAAACAGAAGCCUUUAUCUGUUCCUCAAGCACCUUGGAAACUGGGUCUGUAAAAGCUAUGUUUCUCAGCACCAAGGUCAUCAGAAAAGUCUGCACGUAAGGCUUUUCACUGGCUGCACCACCGUCUGCUAACAGAAAACAACAUAGCAUAAGGCCACGCAUUGAAGAGACCGAGCUGGGAGAAGAAAGGUGAAGAUCUGAAUCCCAAGUUUCCUGAUGGUUUUAUUUUAAACUCACAAGCAAGGGCUCUGGAAAACAUUGAUAUCUUCCAUACCCUUGACACUGACUCUGAGGUGAGGUGAGGUGGAAUGAAGGGGUUUAGAGGAGAAAGGCAAGAGGUACAGAGCUGGCAGGGGGCACUCCCGGCUCUCCCUCUCGGUGGGAACCGGAUAUGAAGUUGGGAGAAGGAGGCAGAGAAUGCAAGGACACAACAUGGGAACUCUCUCUCAGAGUUGAGGCAGUGAAUUUCUGGAUCUUAGGGUGUCUUUCUGAGAAUCCUUGGGCAGCCAGUUGAAGUAUGUUUUCUACUCACCGCUUAAAUGAAACUAGAACUCUUGCUUCCUGUGCUAAUACACGUUAGCUUAAUUCAUGGUCCAUGCAGGGGAACUCAGCUACUGUUAUAGAAACGUUGUCAAUAGCUUAGGAUGGGGAGGGCUGUUUAUGAGGGAAGAAAGGCAAAAGAAAAAGAUUAUAUGUGUACUGGCUCAUCUCCUAGAACCUUCUUCCACUCACUGCACUUGUCACUGUCAUCACUCUUUGUGCUUUGUCCUUGUUUCCCCAGACGACUCUCCUGAGAGAAUGACUUUGAGAAACAACUCCUCUGUGACCAUGUUUAUUCUUGUGGGAUUAUCAGAACCGUCAGAGCUCCAGCUCCCCCUGUUUUUCCUGUUCUUGGGGAUCUACAUGCUCACCAUGGUGGGCAACAUGGGUUUGACCAUCUUAAUUGCACUGAAUUCCAGCCUUCACACCCCAAUGUACUUUUUCCUCUUCAACUUGUCCUUUAUAGAUCUCUGUUAUUCUUGUGUGUUUACUCCCAAAAUGCUGAAUGGUUUUGUAUCAGAAAAUACAAUCUCUUAUGUGGGGUGCAUGACUCAACUGUUUUUCUUCUGCUUCUUUGUCAACUCCGAGUGUUAUGUGUUGGUCUCGAUGGCCUAUGAUCGCUUUGUGGCCAUCUGCAACCCUCUGCUGUACACAAUUACUAUGUCCUCUCGGCUGUGCUCUUUGCUGAUGCUUGGCUCAUAUGUGAUAGGAUUUGCUGGGGCCAUGGCCCACACGGGCAACAUGCUGAGACUGACCUUCUGUGAUUCUAAUGUCAUUGACCAUUAUCUGUGUGAAGUCCUCCCUCUUUUGAAACUCUCCUGCACCAGCACCUGUGUCAAUGAGCUGGUGUUUUUCAUUGUCGUUGGAGUGGUCAUUACAGUAUCCAGUAUCAGCAUUUUCAUCUCUUAUGCUUUGAUUCUUUCCAACAUCCUCCGGAUUCCUUCUGCUGAGGGCAGAUCCAAAGCCUUCAGCACAUGUGGCUCCCACCUAACUGCUGUUGCUUUGUUUUUUGGGUCAGGAGCGUUUGCCUAUUUAACCACCUCUUUUCCUGGGUCUAUGGCUCAGGGCAAGUUAGCAUCAAUAUUUUACACCAAUGUGGUUCCCAUGCUUAAUCCUUUGAUCUACAGCUUGAGGAAUAAAGAUGUUAAACUUGCCCUGGAUAAAACUUUGAAGAGAGUGCUCUUCUAACGCGUCUGUUGGAAUCUUUGGUGAUUAAUUCCUGUUAAACUUCAUACCCUAGUACCCUUUUAUCUACAGGUAAUUUUAAUUUAUUUCCUCAAACAGGGCAUUUUCUCUACUUAGAUAAAUGGAACUCUCUUGCCUAUAGUCUUCUUCAGAAUUAUAUCAUUUUGUACCACUUAACUAGGCUCACUGAAUGCAACUUAGCAUCUAUUAACUUCCUAGAGUUUACUAGAUUCUAUCUUAGGUCGAAAAGAUGAAUGAAAUGAGACUCCAAUGCUUUGCAUUUUUUCCUUGGUAGGCUGAAUGAGUUUGUCUAAGUAAGAACAUUUCUGGCUGAGAGAAGAGACAGGUCAUUGUAUGAGAAUCUAGUUUGAGCAGUCUUACCAAAGACCAAAGGUAGAUUCCUUAGUGCCAAUCUCCCAAAUCUUAGAGGGUUUGCUUGCCAAGGGAUUGUAAAUCCUGGCCUUUAUAUACAUAUAUAUACACAUAAAAGAAGGCCUCACUCAAGAAAUUCAUAUGGCUUGAUGUAUAAGGAUAAAUCAAAGCCCAAAUCUUUUACUUCUCAGUUUCAAACUUUGUGGGCCUUGGGAUGAUAACUGGAGACAAAUCCAAUCUUGCAAUUAGACAAAUUUCAUAGGUUUUAUGGGUCUCAGGGUGAAAGGGAGAACAAAGAAUUUUCAUGGAUUUGCAUGAUUAUGUAGCAUGUUAUCUCAGUCCUGCUCUGAAGAUAUGGUGUACAUUAUGGAGUUUUUAGGAAAUUUCUUUUAUUUUUUAAAAUUGAUUUAGAUUGGAUUGUGUGUGUGUGUGUGUGUGUGAGAGAGAGAGAGAGAGAGAGAGAGAGAGAUUAACCACUGGAGAAAUUAAGAAGAAAGUGGAUUCAUAUUAUACUCCUCACUCUUAGGGGUACCAAAAGUGAUUUGCAUUUUGAGUGCCAAAGGCAAUUCUGUACUGCUCUGCUAUACAUUCUGCUAUUUUAGUUUGAAUAGUUGAGAAUUCAGUAAAUAUAACUCCCAUUAAUUGCUGUGUGUGUAGGGAGGAAGGUGAAUUUAGGGCCAGUGCAGUUCAUGUGGAGAUAUAAGAAAGUGGAAUCUCACAUCAUGGCAGAAGAAUGAGCACUAUCUGAAUAGAGGGUAGAAUUUGAGGUUGUCUUGAGGUGAGCCCCCAAUGAAAAAUAUUUGGUGCUUAUCUUUUGGGUAUGGGAAGAGUCAAAUGAAGGUACUGAGUCUGUCUUUUGCUUUGCUUGUAACUCUCUAUUCCAUAAAAUUGAGCAAUUCCACAGUGUGUGUUGGUGCAAGAAACAAGGCUGCAAUGGGAAGUCUUCUCCCUAUUUACUUCUCUGCUGGCACUGGUGUGAAAGUGCAGCGUUCUAGGUGCAAACAACAGUGAGACAUCCACGGGGGGUGCUGAGAACUGCACAGAGGAGCACCUGAAGCAUGGGCUGAUGAAUGAGCAGCCAAGAGACAAAUUAUAUUUUCUCCUAUUUAUUAAACGGAGGAGAUCUUUGAAGAAGAAGAACUCUGAUACUUCAGUUACAUGUAAAUUGUCAUAAUAACGAUACUCAGCGUUUACCUAGCAUGCUCAUAUAUAUGUGCACUGUUUGAGGUGCCUUACGUAUAUUAACUCACUUGUUGCAAUUGAAUUAACACCUUGUUCACUGCUAGUCAACCCUCUGGGCCUCACUGAAUCCCACCCUCUAGGACUGUUUGUGUCUAGGCCCACCCAUUAGGAAAAAGUCAAUAAAGAGGAAGAACAAAAGUGAUUCUACGCUGCUAUAAAAAAUAAAUAAAUUGCUAUUUGGUAAAAACAAGUAAUAAGUUAAGGCAUAGGAUAUGCCAGUGUUAUAGCAUAGCAAGUUAAGUUGCAGCUUGGGAUGUCCACAUCCUGUAUCAGAAUGCCUAGGACAGAAUCCCACCUCUACUUACAGUACAGUUUCCUGCUAGUGUGCAAGGGAGGCAGGAGAUGGUGGCCCAGGUACUUGGGUUCCUGUCAUCCACAUGGGAGACCUGGAUGAAAUUCUGAGCUUCAGCCUGGACUAGCCUGAGAUGUUGCUGGCACUGGGGAGUGAAUCAGCAAGUUGAAGAGCUCUCUCUCCCUCUCUCUCUCUCUCUCUCUCUCUCUCUCUCUCUCAGUAACUCUGCCUUUCAAAUAAAUGGCUUAAAAUGUUUAUUUUCAUGAAAAAAAAUGUUGAAUCCCAUGCACACCUUUUUUAUAAUAAGCAUUUUCCAUGAGAUUUAUAAAGAUAUUUUAUUUGUCUGAGUGGUGUGGGUUGAGGAGAGAGAGGGAGAGAAAGAGAGGAGAGAUAGAGCUCAUGACAAGAGCCUUGGGUGAUUACUGACGUCAUAAAUAAGAGUGUCAAUUGUUAAAUCAACAAUAGGAGUCACUGUGCAUUUACUCCCCAUGUAGGAUCUCAGUCCUUAAUGUGUUGUACUAUGUGAAUUAACGAUAUAAUGAGUACUUUAUACUUUGU
Molecule: messenger RNA, 7636 nt
Organism: Oryctolagus cuniculus (rabbit)
Lineage: Eukaryota; Metazoa; Chordata; Mammalia; Lagomorpha; Leporidae
Product: olfactory receptor 8B4
Biological process (GO): G protein-coupled receptor signaling pathway
Cellular component (GO): membrane
Molecular function (GO): G protein-coupled receptor activity; olfactory receptor activity
Source: RefSeq, a predicted model, not a curated record